Molecule: messenger RNA, 4810 nt
Organism: Triticum aestivum (bread wheat)
Lineage: Eukaryota; Viridiplantae; Streptophyta; Magnoliopsida; Poales; Poaceae
Exons: 2
Coding region: 1312-2544 (410 amino acids)
Source: RefSeq, a predicted model, not a curated record
GCGCAGCCUCAAUUCCCUUUGGGCCUGGCACAUCUCAUCUCUCUCUCUCUCCCCUUCUUCUCCACCACCGGCCGCCGCCACGGCCAGGCCGGCGUGGUAGUGCGCCUCCGCCACCCAUCCAUCCACGAGCACACCCACCUCCAACACCACAUCACCCAUCUCCAUCCACCAGCGCCGCAUCACCACCUCGCGCCAUCAUCCACCAUCACCAGCGCCACCAUCACCACUCGCGCGUCCCAUCAGACACGAGGGCGCGGGCGUCUGAACCUCCCCAUGAGUCCUUCUUCUUCCCACGUCCUGCUGCUGCUCUUCUUGCACCCGAGUUGCUGCUCCUUUCUCUCUUCCUUUGCUGCUGCUCAACCCUUCUCUGUUGCUGCCCUCGCUUUGCUUCUUCCCUUACCUUGUUGCUGCUCUGAACUUCUCCUUUCUCUACUGCUGAAGCUUACUGCUGCUGCUCGUCUCCAACUGAACCUGCUGUCUCUCUCUCUCUCUGAAAUUCCUAUAAACUUAAGAAGUGUACUGUUCAGAAUUGUGUAAUGUUCAGAUUUUAUAAAUGCUUGCAAUCUGUGAAUGAUUCAGUUUCAUGCUUAUAAAUAUUGUAUCACCUAUUGUGCGUUCUCACUAGUUGAAGUGUUCUUGUUGUGUAUUUGUAGUCUGUCGGUUACCAUACUGUUAUAUGUUUGAUGGUUAUAUGUGUUCAUGUCUUGUUGAUUCCCUUUCGUCAUUGAUGUUUGUCUGUGUUAGUGUUUUAAUUCCUCAAGCCUAAUAAAAAUACCAAAAAGAUAGUAUAAUCUGAAUGUACCUUUGCUUGAUUUCUUUUUCCUUGUCGACGGUUUUCCGGAACUGUCUUAGAUAGUUUAUGUUAUUAGUUUCUUGCAAUCCUCUCUUAAAAUUGUGUUACCUAGAUUUAGCUGAGCAUCGUCGCCGUCGCCUAGUCCCUGUGGAGAACACGACACUCACGAUUUAGGCGAAAUAUCCCACCGCACCUACAAUUGAUCAUUUUGGCGCCGUUGCCGGGGACUAGCGUCGUGCGACCGUGUUAGGCUAUAGACUAGGUUUUGCUUCUGUUUCUAUUUAGUGCCAUAUAUUUGUGAUAUAUCUCUUACCCCUAACCAUUGUUCUAGUUAUAUUCUCUUUCUUUUCUUGUUCAUUUUGUAGGUUGAAUUGUCUUCUUGGAAAUGGCAUUCUACUCAGAUCAUCAUGCUUAUGCGAGCAACACUACAAACAACACAGAAAGUAUUCAAGAACUGAUAAGGCCAUUCGCCCGCUGAAUGUCAGCGUGGUUACUCUUACCCUACAGAUUGAUUUGGCAUGAGCUUCGCUCAAGAGCAUAGCUCAUACCAAAACAAUUACUCACAUGGGUGGCCCGAAAACCCGAAUAUGUCAUAUAGGAGCAACAACCCUGAGAUCUCAUCAUUUGCCUCUAGUUAUCCAAUGCAAGGAUUUAGGAAUGAAGAGGAGAGCAACAACUAUGCACCACAACAAUGCUAUUCACCUCCUACUCAUAUACCUCAACACAAGGAGAUGUUGCGGAUGGAGUUAAAUGGUCCUCCAUUUGGUCAACCAACAACUCCAGCACCUGUUGUGCAAUCUCAUGUGCAAGUGCCCACACAAGAUGAGUUCGAUGACAUAGACAAGCUCACACUUUUAAGUCUCGAGUUCACUUGGAGUGCCGAGGAUGAUCCUAUUAGGAAGGUUAUACUAGAGGAAAUGAAGAAGAUCAAGACUGGAAAAGAGCUUGUGGAAGAAGUAAGGAAUAUUGAGAAGAACAUCAAUGCUGGUAGCACUAUUUCUUCACAGCUAGAGCUGAGUAUUUCUGGGAUACCCCUUGAUACAUGUGAGGUCCCAACACCUUCACAUUCAGUUGAGCAAGAUAGCGAGAGUCUAGAGGAAGAGAUACUUCAGAUCCAAGAAGAAAUUCUCGAAGCCAAGGCACAAGAUGAUCCAGAGCUCGAAUACCCAAAUGAACAAGUUGAAGAUUCAAUGUCUACCACUCCCGAAGAAGUAGAAGAAGCUGUUGUAGUUGAAGAUGAAGAACCAGAAAUUCAAUUUCCUAUCAUCAUACAAGAGUGUGACAUUGCAGGUUUAUCUAAUCCUCUCAAUGGCAUGUCCCCAUAUGAAUUGUUUGCUACUACCUUGCAUUGCAUGAUGCCAUCUGUUAAAGUAGAUUUGAAAAAGUAUUUGCUUGGAUAUGACCAUAUAUACCCUGUUAGUGGCAUUACUCACAUUAGUGAUGAUCACAAUUACUUUCCUCGUGCUAGACCUAUGCUUUAUGAAACAUAUCAUUCCCAUGCUAGUCUUGAGCUUAAUGAUAAAUAUCAUCCUCAUGUUAGUGUUGACCUUGCUGAUUUCUACCAUCCUAAACAUGUGCUUUAUAGCUAUGCUUAUGUAAUUGGUUACUCGAUUGAUGACUUGGAGGGUAUUAUCCCUACCGCUUGCAUUGUCUCUUUUGUGGAGUGUUUUUUCAGGUUGUUGCUUCUGCACCAUUCACUUCAUGCUGACCAGGUUCGAGGCGACAUUCCUUGGGACCCAGGUGGAUCCUGAGCACGGAGAUGAGCAGAAGCAAGGGUGCAAACACAAAGAAGAGUGAAGCUGGAGCAUCCAUGAGGAAGCAAAGGAGAAGAGCUGCAGUUGGUGAGGUGAUCGAGCGAGUGCUACAUCAUCAAAGCCCGGUGAGAUGUUUCAUGCCCCAUUUUGAAAUCAUCAUCCAUUGAUGCUUGCUGGAUUAAAUUGCUAUUUGGGUUGCUUGUGCCAUUUCUUAAAUGUUGUCCCACUGAAUUUCACCUUUGACAUAUGGUGCUUGAUGAGAAUAUGCGAACUGAUUGUUGAAUGCCUUGUAAACUAGUGAUCUACACCCUGUUUGCUUUGCUGAAAAUAGUGAAAGCUAUUAGUUUUGAGUGCUCAAAUCCCUAGUGCACUAGUAAACUUAAUCAUUUUCUGCUUUUACCAUGAUACACUCAGAUCAUUAAGUGUUAAAUGCUGAGUUUGUGCCUAUUGUGUUCCCAUUGAGAGCAAUCACUUUACCACUAUGUACUUGUAUGCUAUGUUCCCUGGAUCGGUAGCAUGUGAACCAGACAUGGAGAAGUGAUGAUUCCUGUUUUUGUGCUUAUGCGUUGUUCAUUUAAGAUAAGUAAUAAUGAAUAAAUAAGUCUGACUACCUACAGUAGCAUGUCAUGUUCCCUGGAUCGGUGGCAUGUGAAAUCGGGUUAGCUUGGGCAGUAAUUAAUAAUAAAAAUUGUAAUUGUCAAACCAGGUGUAUACCAUGUUCUCUGGAUCGGUGGUAUGUUCCUUUGGGGAGACAAACAAAAAAAGCUAAUAAUUGGUUGAUCCAGGUGUAUACCAUGUUCUCGGGAUCGGUGGUAUGUUCCUUUGGUGAGACCGAUAAAAUAUUAUCAUUACUUCCUUCAAAUUCAAUAAGUGCUUCAACCAUAAUGUUAUGUUCCGGGUAAUGAGUUUUUUUGGGAUCAUGCUCUCUUUUGGAACCCUUUGGCACAAUCAGCAUUUGAACUUGUUGAUCCAAUUUUAUCAUUGUAAAAGCUUAAAAUAAUUGAGUCUACUAGUAUCCUAUUGCCUUGUAGCACUCUUAACCAUUGAUUUUCACUAGCAAAGUUCAAAGCAUGCAUUGUUUGGAGAUCUACUUCACUGGGACAUUCUCUAGUCAGUUCGCUGUUCACUACCUUGCUCUUGUCAAAUGCCUUUACUUGAGGACAAGCAAAGAUUUAAGUGUGGGGGAACUUGAUAAGUGCAUUUCCUAUUCAUAUUUUGGCACACAAACACACCAUUUAUUGUGAUCCAACGAUCCAUUCUUGUUAUGAACUAUGAUAUAUUUGAAUGAAAAUCAUAUAAAAGAUCAUUUACUCGUCAUUUGAUUAUUUUGCAGAAAAGUGCGCAAAGGCACUAUAAACUUUAAGAUUCGGACAAAUUGGCUGUUAAAAAGAGAGAAGGGCAGGAAAGAAGUGAAGAAAGGGACUUGAGCGAGAAGAAUUGAAGUAAUCAAGGGGCCAAGCUAUAGAUGGCAGGACCAACUUGGGAAGAAAGAAGAGAAAUAGCAGGGCCAAAUUGUAAAGUGGAAGAACAGAGGAGGGGAUCAAAAUCCCUAGCGCAGCCUCAAUUCCCUUCGGGCCUGGCACAUCUCAUCUCUCUCCCUCUCCCCUUCUUCUCCACCACCGGCCGCCGCCACGGCCAGGCCGGCGUGGUGGUGCGCCUCCGCCACCCAUCCAUCCACGAGCACACCCACCUCCAACACCACAUCACCCAUCUCCAUCCACCAGCGCCGCAUCACCACCUCGCGCCAUCAUCCACCAUCACCAGCGCCACCAUCACCACUCGCGCGUCCCAUCAGGCACGAGGACGCGGGCGUCUGAACCUCCACGCGAGUCCUUAUUCCCACGUCCUGCUGCUGCUCUUCUUGCGCCCGAGCUGCUGCUCCUUUCUCUCUUCCUUUGCUGCUGCUCAACCCUUCUCUGUUGCUGCCCUCGCUUUGCUUCUUCCCUUACCUUUGCUGCUCUGAACUUCUCCUUUCUCUACUGCUGAAGCUUACUGCUGCUGCUCGUCUCCAACUGAACCUGCUGUCUCUCUCUCUCUCUCUCUGAAAUUCCUAUAAACUUAAGAAGUGUACUGUUCAGAAUUGUGUAAUGUUCAGAUUUUAUAAAUGCUUGCAGUCUGUGAAUGAUUCAGUUUCAUGCUUAUAAAUAUUGUAUCACCUAUUGUGCGUUCUCACUAGUUGAAGUGUUCUUGUUGUGUAUUUGUAGUCUGUCGGUUACCAUACAGUUAUAUGUUUGAUGGUUACAUGUGUUCAUGUCUUGUUGAU